Messenger RNA from Paramuricea clavata, 1589 nucleotides. Lineage: Eukaryota; Metazoa; Cnidaria; Anthozoa; Malacalcyonacea; Plexauridae. The record is from the annotation of a GenBank genome assembly.
UGCUGCAGCAACUAUUCUCUAUGUUCUUUUAUUGAUACUGUCUUUCGUGGGAUCUAUACUGGGUUGCGCCGGGGCUUGCUGUGGAAAUCGGGUAUGUUGAUUGAAUAAAUGUAUUGUUAUGUAUUGAAUAAUAAAUAAGCAAGGCUGUUUAGGUUUAAGGCCUACCCUUCUGGUAUAUUAUUAAUGUAAAUCUUUAAGAAAUCUUUACAGUUUGUAACUGGGGAGUGCCUCGCAUGGGACUUUGAGUGCCGUUCGCACUCUACCGCUUGGACAUGGUCCAAUAAAUUGAUUUAAAUAAAUAAAUAUAGCUAUAGAAAAGAGUUUUCUUCAUGUUGGUGGUGGUGAGGAUGAUGGUGAUCAUGAUGAUGUUGAUGACGAUCAUGGUGAUAUGAUGGUGAGGCUGAUGAUAUAAUUAUGGCAGCGAUAUGAUGAUGAUGAUGAUGGUGAUAUCACAUGAUGAUGGUGAUGAUAAUGAUGCUAAUAAUGGUGAUAAUGAUUAUGGUGAUGUAUUGAUGAUCAUAUGAUGAUGAUGUUGUUGAUGAUGAUAAUGAUCAUAACGCUGCUGAUAUGAUGAUGGUGAUUGUGGUAGUGAUGGUGGUAAUGAUUAUGAUGACAAGGAUGAUGGUGAUUACAGAGGUGGAUUUAUAGAAGGGUGCACAGGGGUGCGCACCCCUGUUGGCCUUGGCUCUUGGCCUGUUGGCCCUGUUCGCUUGGCUAGGGAGCUCGCGCUUUCGGCGCUCGAUUUGUUCGGAAGCCAAUUCAUUUGAAUGCUCUCCCACCACCCGCUAAAGAAUUAUAAAGAAGCUCACCCAGCACCCCCCUAGAAAAACCUUGCUGGAUCCACCCCUGGGUGAUUAUGAUGGUGACCAGAGGAUGGUUACGAUUAUCAUUUUAUUAAUUUAAACCACUUAAGUUUAUUACAUUGAUUAUUAUGAUAUAAUGCAGUUGAUGGUGAAAAGUAUUAUUAAUGAGACUGACGACAUAGGCGUACCGGGCGGGGGGGGGCGGUAGCCCCCCCCCCCCCGUUUUUUUGGGCAGUCGGGCAAUAUUCGAUCAACAGUCGGGCAAUUUUGGCUUGCAAUAAAAAAAAUGGGACAAAUUCUGUCAAUUUUGUCUAAAAUUAAGUCAAUUUUUUUGCAAAUUUUGCGAUUUUUCGAAAAUUUGUGUUAUGUUCCGAAAAAAAUUGGUUGUCCGGAAAAUUUUUUUGACCCCUAAAAUGGUACACUGACCGAAAUUUUUUUGGCGACGGGGGGGGGGGAGUUCGCCAAAAUAAUUUUUCCGGAAAAAUUUUUUUGGUACUAGUCGGGCAGAAUCCCGAAAAGUCGGGCAAUUUUCUUUCCGCCCCCCUAAUUUUUUCCUUCCGGUACGCCCAUGACUGACGAUGAUAAUUAUUGCUUGUGAUGGUGUUGAUCAUUACUUCAGACAGAUUACUCCUAUCUUGAUAUUCUCCAGAAAGUAUUAAAAAAUGCAAAUAUUUUGCUGCAGGGACAUCGUCACCAACGCGGAAUGGCAUAUCCACCUUACGUUAUACCUUAUGGAUACCCAAAUACAAUGAUGAUGACCAGAGUCGAAGAAAGGCGCACCUUUGA